CCUCCGCCUUUUUCUUUUUCUCUACUGGAAACUCUUGACGUCACGGGCCUGAGCGAUUCUGGAGUCUCGGUUUGCUUUUUUGACUGUACGCGCCCGUGUCUGUGUGGGAAACCAGUGCAACAGGAAGCAAUUCAGAGUCAAGACCAGCCGCACACAGAGAGACGCUACUGUGUUACCAUAUAUUAAUGCAACAUGGACUGCAGAUUAAUACGACGCUUCAACAUGGAGCUGGGAUUGCGUUUUCAAACGGAGUACAGUCUCAAAUUCCUAUCCCAGGGGCAGUCCAUGAGAAUAUAACCUGGUGCGGUUACACCUAUUAUUAUUAUUAUUAUUAUUAUUAGUCAGCGACUGCCUGGAUCGAUAUCGUUGUUUUUUUUUCAUAAACAGUUUGAACGGCAAACUGCAAUAGAGUACUAAUGGACACAACUUGGUUUUAGUGCCAUGGACCCCUCGGUCACGCUGUGGCAGUUCCUCCUGCACCUCUUGGACGACCCCGGCCGGCAGCACCUGAUCACCUGGACGUCCUCCGACGGGGAGUUCAAACUGCUGGAUGCCGAGGAGGUGGCCCGGCUAUGGGGACUGCGCAAGAACAAACCCAACAUGAACUACGACAAGCUGAGCCGGGCGCUGCGCUAUUACUACGACAAGAAAAUCAUCAAAAAGGUAAGCGGGCAGAAGUUUGUCUACAAGUUCGUGACCUAUCCAGACCCCGUUGCCUUGGAGACCAUGAAAGAGGAGACAAACAGACAGGAGAAUCUGCUGGUCCUAAAUCUGGCGGAUGGCGGUGAGGGUCACGUUCAGAGAGGCUCUGUUGGCACCAAUGCCAACGCCCCACAGAAGAGCAGCCGGAACGACUACAUGAGAUCAGGUCUCUACUCCACCUUCACCAUCCAGUCCCUGCAGUCACCCAGCAAGCCAGCCAGGGCGAUCAAAACGGAGAGCCCCCAGCCCGUCAAACACAAGACCCCUCCGCCCAGCACAGGCAUCCAGCAGUUACCGGAGGUGUGGGUCCACUCGGAGGGUUCCCCAUGUGGUCUGGAUUCAAGACCCCUGGAUGAACCCUUGACCCUGCAGGUGAUCGUGACUCAGCCCUCCCCCUCGUCCACCCCCUCGCUCAGCCCUCAAGCCCAGCUGGAGAUCACCCCGAAGGAUCCCGGGACGUCCGACCCUCUUCCGAUUUUCACCAGCAGCGUCUCCGAUGCCUCCUCCAAGCUGCAGGCUCCUGGGGGCGCUGUGGAGGUCCCGCAGCAACACCAGAUCAUCGUGGUGAUCCAGCCCUCUCCCCCGGACACCGGAGAGGGGAGCCAGUCAGCAGGAGACUGCAUCCUGGAGAUCGUGCCUGUGGAGCAGCCCGAGAUCCCGCCUGAAACGGCAGCGGAGAACACGGGGCUGCCCACACCGACAGGGGAUGUGCCUGAAAACACACCCGACAAGGGUGAGCCGAGAGCGGGGCAAACCGAGGAGAAGGAGAAGGGAGAACCGGGAGGUGGUUCCGGCAAAUCUCAGGCCGCUGCUGCCCCAGCCACUGGCCCUGAAGUCCAGCCUCCCAAAGCCAAGAAGCCCAAAGGCCUGGAGCUGCCCUCCUCACCCACGCUUCUGCCCUGCGGACUCACUCAGGACAAGGUCAACGCAGCGGUCAACAGCCUCCUGGCAGCGGGCAGUGCUGCCAACACCCUCACCCCCACUGUCAUCACCUCUCAUGCACUGACCCCAGUGUUGCUGACCCCCAGCCCCCUCCCCUCGGCUAUCCACUUCUGGAGCACGCUCAGUCCCAUCGCACCACGCAGCCCAGCCAAGCUCUCAUUCCAGUUUCCCACCAAUGGAAGCAACCAGGUCCAAAUCCCUACCCUCAGUGUGGACGGUCUCUCCACGCCUGUGGUCCUCUCUCCAGGUCCUCAAAAACCGUGACACCCCCUGGGGAGGUGGGGGGGUGUGUGUCUGGCGGACUUAACCUUUCGCGCUCCUCAGAUCCUGUCUUGGGAUCGGGAACGCUGUCGAGUUUAACAAGAGAUUUUCAGCGGAUUUCUCAAAGAACUUGUGAGGAAAUCGCAGAGAAAGUCUUAGUUCUUUACCUGGUUUUUUCUCCCUGAAGUUUGUGGCUACCAAAGCGACCGCGUAGGGCUACGGUGGCCAGUGAAAGGCGGAGCAAUUUUGGCUCACGAAUGUACCUUUUUGAAGAUUUUGUUUGCUUUCUCAAAGCGCAAGGGCCAGAUUUAAAAAAAAAACAAGUUGUUGCUGCCUAGUCUUUUAAAUGGGCUGCCUAUUUUUAUUGUUCCAUUUAUUUUCAGAAAGGAGAAAUGUUUUUUUGAAAGAAAGUUUGCUUUUUAUUUCCGGUGAUCUGCUGGUUCAAUUUGAACGGCACACCCAGAGGGUUAACAUGGAUGUAUUUUUUGAAGUACUUGAGAGUCCACAAUUGUUGAUUUUUUUACUCAUGGGAAAAAAAAACUAUUUUUAAUUCUUUCAUUCGAUUUCCAAAAUACCUUUGGGAUUAUACAGGAUCUGGCAACAAAGCCCAACAAAUCCGACCUCAAUUCCAAUCCCAUUCUGGGAAAACAUGGAUUCGUUCUGUUUUCUUAAUCUUACAGCGCCAUCGGAUCACAGGGAAGCCGGGUUCUAAACCUUGAAAUUCCCAAAUGGGAUUCCGUGGAAUUUUAAAACCCCCAAAAAUUCCGUAGAUUCCUGACCACUUUUUUUUUGGGACGAAAUCCUACAGAUUAUAUUUUAUUUUUUAAAAGAAAAAAAACAGACAAAUUGAAUUUAAUCUGGGCCUAUCAGGAAAGGGCUACAUUGUAUGUGUACAACCAAAUACCAAUUCACAUCAGCCACUUAGGCUUAAGCCUACUAAAUCAACAAAACUCUGGAAUUUGAUUUUUUUAUUGUCUGUUUUGUAAAUGUUGCUAAAGACCAGAGUUUCGUUGUGGCAGCACUAACAGGAGCAUGAUCAUUUUUGAAGAGGGAUAUUUGAAUAUGUGUUUGUGGUUGAUUUGUUAAGAAACGUUUAUGGGAAAGCAGAAAGCAGUAUGGGGAAAGAUGAGGGUCGAUUUCCCUCUACAAACCUCUUCUGGAAUAUGGUUUGAAAGUCUGAUUUUAAACUCAGUGGGAAUCUAACUGCAGUCCAGCAAAAAAUCCUGUGAUGAUCAAAUGAUCAAAUUUGAACAAUUCCCAGCUAGAACUUAAUUUUGAUUGAUCACAAGCCUCUAUCCAAGUAUCCCAGUGCUUUACGCGUUCCUGCGAUGGUCAGGUAGUUUAUUUCCUCUGUCCAAAGUCAUUUAAUAGUUUACUGUUACCUGGUUUUAUAUUCAUAGUGACGACCCUCCAGGGGCGUUUAAGCAUCAGUAAUAGCCUUUUUUAAAAUAUUGUUGCAAUUUCCGAUUCACCUGUCAUGGUUUGCACACGUUACAGGUGAACGCACUCAAAGCAAAAGGAUUUUGCUGUCAUUGAAAUAAAACGUGGUCUUGCCUUUUAUGAACUUUCUUAGCAUUUCCACAGCUCUCUCAGUCAUUGUGUGUGUUUCCUUGUCUAAAGGAAGUGAUGCUGUCUGAACAGCCUCCCUCUGCUCUGUGCUGGUGGAGCAGAGAAAGAGAAAGGGAGGCUCUUAUACUCUCUGAAAAGCCUCCAUCUGCUCUGUGCUGGUGGAGCAGAGUAAGAGAGGCUCUUAUAUUCUCUGAACAGCCUCCCUCUGCUCUGUGCUGGUGGAGCAGAGAAAGAGAAAGGGAGGCUCUUAUACUCUCUGAACAGCCUCCCUCUGCUCUGUGCUGGUGGAGCAGAGAAAGAGAAAGGGAGGCUCUUAUACACUCUGAACAGCCUCCCUCUGCUGUCUGCUGGUGGAGCAGAGAAAGAGAGGCUCUUAUACUCUCUGAACAGCCUCCCCCUGCUCUGUGACUUUCACAAGCAAAAACGUUACACUCUAAAAAAAUAACUACCUACACUAUCGAAUGAUUCAGAGAGGAGUGGAAAUUAUAGCCAUGUUAUUUCAGAAUGUUUGCAAGUAGUACACCUUUAAUGGAAAAUAUUACAGAUGAUAUAUUAUCAAAAUGCUGCCUCAAAAUUAUUAUCUAUUUUGUAUUCUGACAAAGAGUUACAGGUGCUUUAAAACCUUUGAAUGGCUGAUGUCUUAGGGAAAGGUUCCCUAUAUUUACAAGAAGUUGCUAGCCUUAAAAUUGUUUUAUUUAAGCACUUCAUGUGAAAUUGUUCAAAAAAAAAAAAAGGUAACAGACACUAACUGAUAGAGAAAGAUAUAUAUGUAUAUAUUUGAAACUGCCUAUUUUUUUGUACAAAGAUUUAACUAAAAUCUGUGAUCUCUACUUUAAAGAGCUUUAUAGAGACGGAUGCUGAAUUGUACAAAUUUAAUUACAAAAUAAAUUCUAUUCUUGAAAUGAAAAACAGCUUUUAUUCCAAGAUUUUAUAGCAGAUGUAUUUACUCUCAAAUUUGACUAUGAUACAAAAAAAAGUGUCACAAGCUGUAUUUUCUUUUUUAUAUAUAUAUAAAUGUAUGCUGUAUAUAAAUAUCUGUAAACAUGCUGUAUUGAAAGUAAAACCCUGAUUCGAAUGCGGUGACGGGUCCACAUGGUUUUAACCAUUUUGUGUCUCCAAGGAGAUUUGUUGGAAACAAAGUCUGUUUUAUUCAGCUGUUACUGAGUAGUAAGUCGCUUUGGAUUAAAAUGUAAAAACUGUGCAUGAGUUUACCAAUCAUUCUUGGCUCUUCUUAUGAUUACACAAGUUGAAGUUCUAGCGCCACCUAAUGGGCAGCUAGUGUACUGCCAGCAAAACUAAACUUGAUCCAAAGUAGUUGACCACUAGGUGGCACUGGUUGUUACUUGUAGAAAGACUGAUCUAGCCUGUGUUACAUAUAUCUGUGGCGGGCAAGUACAACUGAUGAGCAGAUCCUGAACUCAAAACACUUUUUUUUUUAAGGGAUCCCUGGUAAAGGUAAAGGAGGGGGGGGGGGUAAUUGGACAUUCUAAAUUGGGGAGAAAAUCGGGUAAAAUGAUUGGGCACGCUAAAAUAAAAAUAAAAAAAUAAAACUGAAAAAUAAGAAUGAUUGUGAACAUCAUAAAAAGGGUAACAGGACAAUGAAAAAGAUAUAUUGAAUCUGCUCAGAAGCGAGUUGCAUUACUGAGUUUGCUGAGAAUCUCACAGAGCGUCUCCCUGUGAUUAGUUUAAAAAGGGCGUGCAGUGAUUUAUUGCUAAAGUGCAUUCAUAAACCUGCCAGAUUUCUUUUGUUCUGCAGUCUCCUGAGGGCGAUAAAAGUAUUUCAACCUUGAGUUCUUA
Molecule: messenger RNA, 5271 nt
Organism: Acipenser ruthenus (sterlet)
Lineage: Eukaryota; Metazoa; Chordata; Actinopteri; Acipenseriformes; Acipenseridae
Product: ETS domain-containing protein Elk-1
Exons: 9
Coding region: 442-1908 (488 amino acids)
Biological process (GO): cell differentiation; regulation of transcription by RNA polymerase II
Cellular component (GO): nucleus
Molecular function (GO): sequence-specific DNA binding; DNA-binding transcription factor activity, RNA polymerase II-specific
Source: RefSeq, a predicted model, not a curated record